AUGGAUAUCUAUCUUUAUGAUAAAGAUACUCGGAGUGUUACCUUUUCGGAAUUUAUUAAUAAAGAAUUGGUGCUUUUUUCGAAUACAGACAAUGAACGCUCCAUUCCGAGUUUGGUAGAUGGAUUGAAACCUGGACAGAGGAAGGUUCUCUUCACUUGUUUCAAACGCGCCGAUAAAAAAGAAGUCAAAGUUGCACAAUUGGCUGGUGCUGUUGGUGAAAUGUCAGCAUAUCAUCAUGGGGAACAAUCAUUAAUGUCAACAAUUGUGAAUUUGGCUCAAAACUAUGUUGGCUCUAAUAACAUCAAUCUGUUAAUGCCAAUUGGUCAAUUUGGUACUCGAUUACAAGGAGGAAAAGAUAAUGCUUCACCUCGUUAUAUUUUCACUCAGCUUAAUCCUGUAACUAAAACUCUUUUCCCUCCAUCUGAUGAAAAUGUUCUUCGUUUCCUUUAUGAAGAAAAUCAACGAAUUGAGCCGGAAUGGUAUUGUCCUGUUAUUCCAACUGUUCUUGCAAAUGGAGCUGAAGGUAUUGGAACUGGAUGGUCUACAGUAGUUCCAAAUUACAAUCCUCGUGAAUUGGUCGACCAAAUGCGUCGUUUAAUCAAAGGAGAUCCUCUUCAGCCUAUGAUUCCAUGGUAUAAAGGGUUUACUGGCGAAAUAGUUGGUAGCAACAAUAAUGGCAAAUUUGAAUCUCGUGGCAUUAUUAAUGUAAUUGAGAAUGGCACAGUUGAAAUUACUGAACUUCCUGUCAAAACUUGGACACAAACUUACAAAGAGAAAAUUAUUGAACCAAUGUUUGAUGGUUCAGAGAAGAAUAAACCGCAACUACUUCAAGACUACAAAGAAUAUCAUACAGACACUACUGUGCACUUUAUUUGUAGAUUAAAACCAGAUGACAUGGCAAAAGCAGAACAAAAAGGAUUGUACGAUGUGUUCUCGCUUAAAUCAAGUAUUAAUACUUCGAACAUGGUUUUGUUUGAUGCAGCAGGUUGUCUACGUAAAUUUGAAACGCCUGAACAAAUAUGCCAAGAAUUCUUUGACUGUAGAAAGGAAUUGUAUAAGAAGAGGAAGGCAUAUCUUGAGGGAAUGUUGCAAGCACAAAGUAAUCAAUUAAGUGAAAAGGCCCGCUUUAUUAUGAUGAAAAUUAACGGAGAAAUUCAUAUUGAGAACAAAAGGAAGUCUGCAAUUAUUGAACAAUUGCAAAAACAUAAGUUCAAGCCAGAUCCUGUAAAACAGUGGAAGGAGGAACAAAAACGUAAAGAAUUGGAAAUGUGUGGGGAAGCAAAUCUUACCGAAGAUGAGGAAGAGGACGAGGCUGAAGAAAAUGAAGCUGUCAACGUCGAACUUGAAAAGAAGGUUUCUGACUAUGAUUAUUUAGUUGGAAUGGCUAUUUGGAAAUUAUCUAUGGAAGACAAAGAUAAAUUGCUUGCUGAAAGUGAAGCAAAAAAGAAGGAAUUGAAUAUUUUGAAAGGAAAGGAAUGGUUUGAUUUAUACGAGGAAGACUUGAAAACAUUUUUGGAUGCUUUGGAUGCACAGGAAGAGAAGGAAACUAAAGAAGCAAAUGCAGGGAAAAUCAAACCAAAAAUAAAGAUGGAAAAGAUUAAAAAGCGUCAAGUCAAAGAUGAUAGUGAUUCGGAUUCUGAUUUUAUUGUCAAGAAGAAAGAGAAACGUCGACAAAUAGUCGACGACGACGAUGAACCUGAUCCAGAUGUAGUUGUCAUGAAGAAGAAAGAAAAACGGCGCCAGAUAAUAGAGGAUGACGAUGAUGAUGAUUUUGUUAUUACCAAUAAGAAGAAAAAGCCACUUAACAAAUAA
Molecule: messenger RNA, 1812 nt
Organism: Meloidogyne enterolobii
Lineage: Eukaryota; Metazoa; Nematoda; Chromadorea; Rhabditida; Meloidogynidae
Source: the annotation of a GenBank genome assembly